Messenger RNA from Monodelphis domestica (gray short-tailed opossum), 1900 nucleotides. Its product is annotated as olfactory receptor 6C2-like. Gene Ontology annotation, biological process: G protein-coupled receptor signaling pathway. Gene Ontology annotation, molecular function: G protein-coupled receptor activity; olfactory receptor activity. The record is from RefSeq and is a predicted model, not a curated record. Gene Ontology annotation, cellular component: membrane. NCBI's taxonomy places the organism in Eukaryota, Metazoa, Chordata, Mammalia, Didelphimorphia, Didelphidae.
CAUUUAACUUAUCUCCAUCCCUCCCUUUUUUUCCCCCUCCCAGUCCUGGCAGGGGAUUUGAUCUAGGUUAUACACGUUUUAUCAUGUGAAAUAUAAUUCAAUAUUAUUCAUUUUUGUGGGUAAUCUUAUAAUACAAAACCCCCAAAUCAUAGACCCAAACAAAGCAAUUGAAAAAUCAUAUGCUUUCAACUGCAUUCUAACUCCAACUUUUAUUUUUCUAGAGGUGGAUAGCAUUAUUGUCAUAAGUGCCUCAGAAUUGUCCUGGAUCAUUGCUUUGGCAACAAUUGCUAAAUGUAUCUUAGUUGAUCAUUCCAUCAUAUUUCAGUUACUGUGUACAAUGUUUUCCUGAUUCUGAUUAUUUCACUCUGCAUCAGUCCAUGAAGGUUAUUCCCACACUUUCUGAAAUCAUCUGGUUUAUCACUCCUUACAGCACAAUAGCAUUCCUCCAUCAUCUAUACAACAAUUUGUUCAGUCAUUCCCCAAUUGAUAGGUAUCCUUAUAAAAGAGCUCUAGCUAUUAUUAGUAUAACUUUUAGCUCUUCUCCUGAGAUCCCAUGUGCAGUGCUAUAUGCUGUGGCCGAGGAAAGAAGUGAAAGAAGGACUUUGUGUAAAGAAAGAUAACAGAAGAUUUUGACAAGAGAUUGUAUUUGGGAGGGAAAAAAAUAAUUCCCAUGAAAUCAUAAAGUACAGGUAGAAACCAUGGAAGGGUGGAAGUUCCUUGUUUCCCUUUUCCCACCCACUCAUCACUUAAUCUCAUUGUCUUCUCAAAUGCAGAUUCUUUUUUCCCCUUUAAUUUGCAGAUCCAUUAGAAUUCAUAAAUCAGGAAUGAGAAAUCACACUGGGAUAACAUUGUUCUUCCUACGGGGACUAACAGAUGAUCCACAGCUAAAAGUUUUGCUUUUUAUCUUUCUGUUUCUCAAUUAUAUGCUCAGUAUAAUUGGAAACCUAACAAUCAUCGCUCUCACCUUGGUGGAUCCCCAUCUGAAAACUCCCAUGUAUUUUUUCCUCAGAAACUUCUCCUUCUUAGAAAUCUCAUUCACAACAUCCUGCAUUCCCAGAUACCUCUACAGCAUAUCCACUGGGGAUAAUACCGUUUCAUAUAAUGCCUGUGCUACACAACUAUUUUCUGUAAUCUUUCUUGGGGCAGCAGAGUUCUUUCUUCUAGCCACCAUGUCCUAUGAUCGCUAUGUGGCCAUCUGCAAACCUCUACAUUAUACAACUAUCAUGAACAACAAAGUAUGUAACCGGCUCCUGCUGAGUUCUUGGCUGUCUGGGCUGCUGAUCAUUCUCCCACCUCUUAUCCUGGGCCUCCAAUUAGAAUUCUGUGACUCCAAUGUUAUUGACCAUUUUACCUGUGAUGCAUUUCCUGUGUUAGAGAUUUCAUGCACAGACACAACAUUCAUAGAAAAAAUAGCUUUGAUUGAUGCUAUACUGACACUCAUCAUCACAUUACUCUUUGUGAUUUGGUCUUAUGCCUCCAUCGUCAGGACCAUUCUGAGAUUCCCUUCUGCCCAGCAAAGACAAAAGGCCUUUUCCACUUGUUCAUCUCACAUGAUUGUUGUCUCCAUUUCAUAUGGCAGUUGCAUCUUCAUGUAUGUCAAAUCUUCUGCAAAUGAAAUGGUAGCUUUGAACAAGGUAGUGUCAGUUCUCAUGACCUCUGUUGCACCACUGAUGAAUCCUUUUAUUUAUACCCUGAGGAACAAACAAGUCAUACAAGCUUUUAAGGACUUAGUUAAAAAGAUUGCAAUUCUCUUAAAACAGUAAAAGAGUACUGAGCUCCCGAUGCCAAAUGGUAAAAAUAAGUGCUGUCCAUAAUUCUGCAAACCUUUAUAAUUUUUCUUACAAAUCACUCUUUUCUAAAAUCUACAAAAUAUUACCUUAUCCUUGCUCAUUUUGUCAUA